Etheostoma cragini (Arkansas darter) is the source of this 1636-nucleotide messenger RNA. Its product is annotated as homeodomain-interacting protein kinase 2-like. NCBI's taxonomy places the organism in Eukaryota, Metazoa, Chordata, Actinopteri, Perciformes, Percidae. The transcript has a single exon. Gene Ontology annotation, cellular component: PML body; nucleus; cytoplasm. Bases 1 to 1134 code for a protein of 377 amino acids. Gene Ontology annotation, biological process: peptidyl-serine phosphorylation; positive regulation of transcription by RNA polymerase II; smoothened signaling pathway. The record is from RefSeq and is a predicted model, not a curated record. Gene Ontology annotation, molecular function: SMAD binding; transcription corepressor activity; transcription coactivator activity.
AUGGCUCCAACAACAGCACUUCACAAUAAGACCAAUUUUCAGAUAAAACAACAGGAAGUUCUGCCUACUACGUCAGGUGGCUACCUGGUGGAUUCCUUUCUGGGCGAAGGCAGGUUUUGGAAAGUGGCCAGCUGCCUUAAACUACAAACCAAUGAGAAGAUGGCGCUGAAGAUUGUACAAACUGAUGCAGGCAUCGCUGGCAAGAGAGAGGUGGCCGUGCUUAAAGGACUCAGGAAGCUCGACAAAGACAAGAACAACUUGGUCAGGUUGACUGAGUACUUCAGGUACAAAGGACACUAUUGUCUGGUAUUUGAAAUGCUGGACACAAGUCUCCACGAUCUGAUGAAAGAGAGGAACUUCAAGCCGCUGUGUGUGUCUGAGAUCAGGGUGAUCUGCCAGCAGAUGCUGAUGGCUCUGAAUGCCCUCAGCAGCAUCGGCCUGGUGCACACAGACAUCAAGCCAGACAAUGUGAUGCUGGUUAACCACAAGCUGCAGCCCUUCAGGGUCAAACUGAUUGACUUUGGUUUGGCUGCUACAGUUUCCAAGAUGUUGCCUGGCACCAUUCAGGCCCUUGGCUACAGGGCCCCUGAGGUCAUCCUGGGCCUCCCAUUGGACGAGGCUGUAGACAUGUGGUCUCUGGGCUGCAUUUUGGCCUUCCUGUACCUGGGCAAGCACCUGUUUCCAACACACUGCGAAUAUGAGGUGAUGAGAGUGAUGGUGCAGAUGCACGGUCAACCCUGCGAUCGCCUGCUGAAUAAUGGGCUCUACACAACAAACUUCUUCAGCAAGAACAAAGAGUUCUCCGCUCCAAAAUGGAGACUGAACACUCAAAGGGAAUACAACCUCAGAACAGGCUCCAUGACCAAAUGCCGCCAUAGCAUUUACAACAAGUUGAACAGUCUGCAUGACGUAGCAAGGUUCCACCCAAUAGGGAAGCAUGCCACUGAGCAUGAAGACACACUGGCCUUUUUAAGCCUCUUCAAACGGAUACUGAAUCUGGAUCAUAAAAAGAGAAUCUCCCCCAGUGACGCUCUGGGGCACAGUUUCAUCACAAUGAGACACCUACCUUGUUACACUCACAACUUCACUUAUGUGACAGCAGCCCGUUCGACCCUCAGAGAAUGUGGACUGUGAAAGAAGUUCUCAGUCCAGUUUAAACGCUUUGUGACGUCCAGCGAAGCGCUAAACCGGGAUGUAGCACCCAUUACUGACUCCAAUGACUCGCUAUCAGCUGAUGAAGAAACAGCUGCUGGCCCCAAUAAGACAGCUUCCCUCGUUUCUGUUACUCAUCAUUCGGAGGGGGUCAACAGCAGCAGCAGCGAUAACGAGACCUACAGUAGCUGUGUUGAAGUCAAAACCCGGAAAAAGUAUUUCAAGAGGGGCUGCCGGUUCUUCACCAGGAUCUUUAAGUCUGUCUGUUGCAGCAGAGUUGAUGUUAGAAAAUAAAGACCCGCCACAUCUGAAUGAAGACAUGUCAUCACCGGCCACCGCUGUCACUGCACAGCAAGAAGGGUGUGAUUUGGAACCUGCCUUACAGCAGAGAGCUGUGGACGUCCUCCCCGAGUCUACGUAAGUUUACUCCGUGACACCCCCACAGCCCAGGCACACACAGAAUAGGUCCACUAGUGCCUACAGA